GCAGAUUCAGAGUUGAAGUGGAACCUUUUUGUGAGAGCAUUUCCCCGAAAACGGCAAAGAAAAUGCCGGAAUCCUGCUUGAAACUCUUCAUUUUCCUCCUUGCUGUCGUGCAUCUGGGCGCGCCGCAGAGGGCAGUUAUCACGGAUAUUUCGCAGAAGCAGAUCAAGGAGAUUGGCGAGUACACCCACCUCAAUUGCACCGUGAAGACCGACGGUGCUUACAAGGUGUGGUGGAACAAGAGGAAACUCGAGAGGACCACGGAGAGCUUCCCCAUUUCCAUAGACGACCAACUCACGAUUAACGACCCGCGCUUUAAGAUCGUCCACGACCAAGCGAGCUCCACUUACAGCUUGCAGAUCAGCAAUCUCGAGAGCUCGGACACGGGCAUUUACGAGUGCCUGAUCUUCAUCUCCUUCGACGAGCGCCCUAGCUCUUCAGUCGAGCUCUUCGUCCGCCAUCCGCCCAUCGUCUCUGAGAAGCUGUCCACGAAGGUGGCCCAAGUGGCAGAGCACCAGCCGGUUAAUCUCGAGUGCUACGCCGAUGGCUAUCCCAGGCCGACCAUCACCUGGACCAGGGAGUACAACGCCCUAAUGCCCGGCGGUGGACACAAAAUCACUGGCAACCUUCUGAAGAUCCCUUCCGCCCGCAAGGAGGACCGAGGCACUUACUACUGCAUGGCAGAGAACGACGUGGGCAAGUCCAACCCAAAAACGGUGACACUGGAAGUGGAGUUCGCUCCUGUGAUCUCCAUCCCGCGACCUAAAGUUGCCCAGGCUCUGGACUACGACAUAGAGCUCAAGUGUCGCGUGGAGGCUUAUCCUCCGGCGUCGAUUGUGUGGCUGCGUCAUGGACAUCCGCUGCAGAGCAGCGAGGAGUACAAGAUCUCCAAUCUGGCUACCGUGGAUCAGGUCACCACGUCCUCUCUCAUGAUCCGCGGCCUCGAGAGUGAUCAAUUCGGCGACUAUUUCUGCCAAGCGCGCAACUCUAAAGGACAGGCCGAGAGCAGAAUUCACCUGUUCGAAUCUCUCCUCCCUGUUUUGUCAUUGGUUUAACACAGAAGUGAUGAUUGUUUGAUUUGUGCUUUUUGUAACGCAUUCUGGCCCUUUUGAUGCAACUAACAUGGUAUUUCCUUCAAGAAAACGCCUUCCCUGAUAUCAACUUCGCCGGAAUCAUCUGGAGCUCCUCCUCGAACAUCUUCAAUCCACUGCCACUCGCUUGUCUGAUUAUCACGUCGACGGCUCUGCUGAGAGUCAUCUUCUAAAGACAUGCAAAGGCUCCCUCCCGCUCUCCAAUUAUACAGCCAAUUUGACCCGUUCUUGUGUGCCAAAUAACUUCCAUCAGGUCUCGGACUAAACUGCCAACACGCGAGUUCGCUUUAGGACAAAAUUUACAAUAUUAGACGUAAAGGAAUGUAUGCCAUUUUUUCAUUAGUCUGUAGACAUCCUCUAAAUGCAUAAAUCCGUGCGGUGUGAAUUAAUUUACACAUAAUCAUUUUGCUGAAUAGAGAUAAAAAUAGACCUUUUGUAAUUUUCUGAUUUUCAAAAAUAAA
Messenger RNA from Phlebotomus argentipes, 1549 nucleotides. RefSeq names its product lachesin-like. The record is from RefSeq and is a predicted model, not a curated record. The transcript is spliced from 4 exons. The coding region runs from base 63 to 1052 and encodes 329 amino acids. NCBI's taxonomy places the organism in Eukaryota, Metazoa, Arthropoda, Insecta, Diptera, Psychodidae. Gene Ontology annotation, cellular component: neuron projection.